Maniola jurtina (meadow brown) is the source of this 1736-nucleotide messenger RNA. It is a transcript of the gene Poxn, whose product is annotated as paired box protein Pax-1-like. The transcript has 4 exons. The record is from RefSeq and is a predicted model, not a curated record. Gene Ontology annotation, biological process: anatomical structure development; regulation of transcription by RNA polymerase II. Gene Ontology annotation, molecular function: RNA polymerase II cis-regulatory region sequence-specific DNA binding; DNA-binding transcription factor activity, RNA polymerase II-specific. Bases 5 to 1093 code for a protein of 362 amino acids. NCBI's taxonomy places the organism in Eukaryota, Metazoa, Arthropoda, Insecta, Lepidoptera, Nymphalidae.
CAGGAUGCCUCAUACAGGUCAGGCAGGCGUCAACCAGCUGGGGGGCGUGUUUGUGAACGGUCGGCCCCUGCCCGACGUGGUUCGCAAAAGGAUCGUGGAGUUAGCCAUCUUGGGGGUGCGGCCGUGUGACAUAAGCAGACAACUGCUCGUCUCCCACGGCUGCGUGUCCAAGAUACUGACCAGGUUCUACGAGACCGGCUCCAUUCGGCCUGGCUCCAUUGGCGGGAGCAAGACUAAGCAAGUAGCAACGCCCACAGUAGUAAAGAAGAUACUGCGUCUGAAGCAAGAAAACCCAGGCAUGUUCGCGUGGGAGAUUCGUGAGAGGCUGCUCAGUGCGAGAGUGUGCGAACCACACUCGAUCCCGUCUGUGUCGUCUGUGAACAGGAUCCUGAGAAACAGUGGACUGGCGUGGAACGAAGAUGAAAUGCGAAGUGGACACGAACCGUUCCCUUCAUCGGAGAUACCGCCGAAUAUGGUAGACUACAUGGCAAUGAAGACAGCGCUACCCACACCAAUGCCACAGCAGACCCCGCCGUACUUCGCCCACACAGCAGUCAGAGUCCCUCAAGCUGAACCACACACUUACGACCGAAGACUCGCCACGUCUUGGCUCCUUGCCAACCAAGUCCAAGCCCAAGGCCUCCUCAAACCCUACCCAAUUUCCCCUUGGCAAAGAGUCAUGAUGCCGUAUCCAGAUUCAAAGAACUUCUCCCCCUACGCCCUAAGUCUACACAGCGACCUUCUAAACAGAAUUAAUCCCGAAGAAGUAAAAUCAGAAAGCUCUGAAUACAUAUCGGUCGAAGCCAGCGACGACAGCACCGACAGACCAGACACCGACGAACCAAAACGAUUAAACGAAAAAGAGAAGAAGAAAAACCCUUAUUCAAUAGAAGAACUAUUGAAAAAGCCGGAUAAAAUAGUGCAUUCUAAUCCAGUCGGAAUCCAGAAUUUUCUCCGUCAGCCCAGCGGUAGUAUGAUUGAAUACAGCCACGAGAAAGCUUCUAGUGAACGAAGUUCGCCGGCGAGCUACUGUUCAGUGCAAAGUGUUGUGUCCAAUGAUUCAGUCAGUUCAGAAAUUAAAGCUGGAAAUUAAAAACUAUUAUAUUUACAGUCCGGGUUUGUAGUUUCAAGAAUGAACCCUUAAGUUACACAACCUGACUGUACUCUAGUCAAAAUUCUAUGAAAUAAGUACUAAUAAUUUAAAAGUUAGCCAUUAAAAUGAUAUCAGCAGAAAAAAUAGGUAAAUAGAUAAGUAAUAAUAUGUGGUAUUAUAAUCAUUGCUCGAGAUACUAUAGUUUUCUUUAAUAAUUACCUAAUUAUUGAAAAUUAAAAGUUAUAUCUGCAAAUGUCUCUCCAAUUCCUAAAUCAUCAAAAAAAUGUCGCCAUAUUUCAUAACAGAUAAGUAACAUAAUUGGAUAGGUACUUAUUUAACUUAUAAGUUAAUUUAAAAGUAAGCAAAUAUUUAAAUAAAUUAUUGUUUAGGUAGUUUAUCAAAUUAUGUAGAUUAUGUAAAUAUUUACAAUAUUAUCUAUUAGGUAUAUCUACCUAGUUAAUUAAGAGCGGUCAAGGGUGCAGUUGGUGUCACUUAAAAAGGCCUCUGACCUUGUAUCUGCGCAGAGGGUGAUUUAUUAAUUUAAUAAAUAAUUGGAAGUAAGAAAUGAGGAGCAACGAGAAUCGCUUCUCGUUCAUCCAUCCAUCAUCCAUCAUCCAGUCAUCGUGGAAGUCGAUCCAGUCGU